AGAGUUCCCCGACUAAGACCCGACCUGUCGCACAAACGUUAGUUGCGUAUCAAACGCGUUUGGCGCAAGAAUUUUAUUCAGUUCGUCGUUUGAAGAAGACCUGUCGUACCGCGUUGGGUUGCGUAUCGCAUGCAAUUGGCGCAAGAAUUUUAUCCUGCGCGGUAUACAAGCUUGUUUGGGUAACAAGGCUCAUUUUCCAGCAUUAGCUCAACCGAUAAAGUCAUCGAAACGCAGAAACGGACUGCGUAAGAAAGCUGCAGAGAACCAAUUAAAGUUGAAAUAAAAAGGUGAAACACAUUAGAAGAAAUUCACAAAAACGUGCUCAAUCUAGUUCAGAUUGGAUGUGAUUUUUCAGUGUAGCUGUGUUUUACCAUGUGUGUUAUGUGUAUUCCAAUAUCAUUCCAAUAAGUUUGAUUUUGUUAAAAAGUUAUAAAAUGUAUAUAUGUUUGUGUAUUAGUGUAUUGUGAAAUACAAAGCAAUGGUUGAAUUGGUGUAUUCCUUGUAUUCCUUGCAUCAGUGUUCUAUGUCGUAAUGUCGAUAUUCUGUAGAAAGUAGGUUCGAUUUAUAGUGAUAAAGGUUGUGAAUGCAGUUUUAUGUUGAAAGAUUUUUGGUGUGUGAAUUCCGUUUGGAAUCGAUUCGAUCGACAGAUUUCAUUACGUUGCCGAGAAUUGUGGGCCUGUUUCAAAUGGUUUUGAUCAAUAUUAGUCGAAUUGGUUCGCAUAUAACGGAAGUGGAGUAAACGCGCGACAGGAAAAGCAAUUUAUUUUCAACGCACUGUUGAACUGUGAUGGUGCUCGACGUGCAGAAUUUCUAUCGUAAGGAGCCCGACCGGCUGAGGCAGCCGCGAUUCGUGUAGCUCUGCCAUGACCAAGCAUCUCUGGAAUUGCGAUACAUCCUGGCGAUGUGUCCAGGCAUUGGCAGUGAUCCUGACCAUCCUGCUAUUGCCCGGUACAGGUGGUGCAUUGGAUCCCGGCAUCGAUCUAUUGGAAGCACUAAAUAUACAAUCAAAUAUAUCCCAAUAUCCUGGGAUAACGGUUACACAAUCCAGAGUUUUCCAUUUAUCAGGUCUCGAUCGAAAUCUUGUUCUUCCGGCUGCGGUUUUUCACCGGGCAGUCGAGCAGAUGAAAAAAUCUUCAGAAUUUACCUUUUCCGUUGUCCUAAAGCAAGAACAAUCAAACUCUGGGACCAUAAUAUCAUUUUCCAACGGAAUUAAUAGGUAUUUAGAAUUACAAUCAAGUGGAAGACGUGACGAAAUACGUUUUCAUUACACACACAUAACAGCAGCGGGUGUUACGCAGAUUCUAACGGAAACAUUUCCGUAUCGACUUGCGGACGAUAUCGAGCACAAGGUGUCACUAACUGUUAGCGGCACUGAAAUGCAGCUAUUCAUCGACUGCCAUCCACUGUAUAAAAGAGUGACACAUUUUUUACCAGAUAGAAAUUUUAGUGCUUCCAAUAUGCAAUUAUUCGUCGGACAAAGGAACUCAAAUAGUCAUUAUUUAUUUAAGGGAGAAUUAAAAGAUUUACGUCUUAUAACUGGGUCUUAUGGUUAUUUAUCUCAAUGUGAGUUGAUGGAUGCACAAUGUCCUACUUGUGGACAAUUUUUAGAAUUAGAAAAUGCUUUACUAGAAUUAAAAAAAACAAUGUCACUGUUAACAAAAAGGCUAGUGGAAGCAGAGAAGCGUGUCUCGUAUAUUGAGGAAUGUGAUUGUAAAAAAUCAUGCUUAAUAAAUGGUACAACUAAAAACGAUGGAGAUGCCUGGGAUAUUGGAUGUAGUCGUUGUGAGUGCAGGCAAGGAAUAGUCAAAUGUGGUCCAAGACCAUGUCCAGAGGUUAAAUGUAAACAUCCAGUAUUAAAAGAGGGCGAAUGUUGUCCUGUGUGUUUGAAAAGCUGUUACAUUACUAAGAAAGACUUUGAACAUGGUGAAAUCCAAAUCUUAGGCUGUAGAAACUGUUCGUGUGUAGAUGGUAAUAUGCAUUGUGAAUUCCUGCAAUGCCCCGAGCUGAAGUGUCCACCGGAGCAACAAAUGUCAGUAACGGAUGAAUGCUGCAAAUUUUGUCAAGAUACUCCACAUAGGCGAAAAGUACGGCCACACAAACGACCGCAGGGCGGUGGCGGCGGCGGUCAUAAGCGGCAACAUCCCAAAAAUUCUACUCACAGAAACAAACAUUCAAAGAAAAAGAAGCACGAUCAAGCAUUACAGUUGCAUACGACAGAAGAUGUGGAUGAGUGUACUCAACAGGGUGGUCUUAAUGGUAACCACUGUCAUCUUAACACACGAUGUGUUAACACCUUUGGUUCGUACAUUUGCGAAUGUUUACCUGGCUAUCGAAGACAAGAUAAGUUCAACUGCAUAGAGAUGGAUGAAUGCAAGUCUGGCGAGAACAAUUGCCACGAGGACGCAGAUUGCAUUAACACAUUGGGCUCAUUUCAUUGCCAAUGUAAGGAAGGUUACACGGGCAAUGGACACGAUUGUAGGCCCGUCUGCAAUCAAACCUGCUUGAACGGUGGAGAAUGUCGCUCGCCUAAUGUCUGCACAUGUCGAACGGGUUACAUUGGCGAAUCAUGUGAAAAAGAUCUAGACGAGUGUACAACAGGUUUGCACCGGUGUAAGGAUACGACAGAUUGCGUUAAUAUGCCGGGCUGGUACUUCUGCAAAUGCAAGGCUGGAUUCGAAACCAAAGGCAAGGAUUGUGUAGAUAUAGAUGAGUGUUACCUCAAUACGCACAGCUGUCACCCAACGGCCCGGUGCGUAAACACACCAGGGCACUUCACAUGUGAAUGUCCGAUCGACGGCGAUUCGGAUUGUAGAUUAAGCUGUAUGUUCGAAGAUCGUGAACUGAAAGAUGGCGACAAGGUAUCCCCCAGCAAUGCGCCAUGCAAAAUAUGUACCUGUACGAAAGGCGUUAUAAGCUGUGUGGAACCUCCAUGCAACUGUUCAACAUGGCGUCCAGGGGUCGUGAGUGAACUAUGUUGUCCGCAAUGCGAUCCGAAACAAUCUUGCCAACACCAGGAGCUCAAACAUGUCACGUUCCGCAGUGGCGAACAGUGGAUAUAUCAAUGUCAAACGUGUGAAUGUUUGUACGGCGAAUUUGACUGCUGGAAUCUUGAAUGUCCUCCUCUAAUAUGUGAUAAUCCUAUGCCGGCCGGACCGGCAGAUUGUUGUCCCCGAUGUCCUAACGAUAGGUGUGGUUUUGAGAACCUUACCAAACUAAUAACCAGUAGUAGCAGUGAAGGCGUCGGUAUCGGAACAACAUGUUUAUACGAAAACCACGUAUACCCACCUGGACCAUUUAAAUAUCCGUCCAGAGAUUGCACAACCUGUUCCUGUAAGGUCCCCUACUGUGCCCUACUGAACGGGAAAAUCUCCUGCCGUUACGACGAUAAUUGCAGUAUUGCUGACAAUCGCGGUGCACUGCGAAUGGUGGAAGAGCAUCAUGCGAACAAUAGGCUCAACUCUAGCACUUAUAAUCGUAAAUCAUCGCAAACAACGACUCCAAAGAUGUUGGUGCCCCACCACCACCACCCACAACAGCAACAAAGCUAUCGUUUUCCUCACAGGGCACCGAUGGCCAACAGUUUAUCAAAAGAAAAUAUUAUCCGAUUUGAUCGAAGCAGCAAAACAAAACCAACAGACGCAACCAUUACAUGGGAGGCGUCAUUUAGUGUGGCAGAAUAUGGAAGCAGCACAAUUAGUAGUACGCAGCACCGAGGAUCAGAACAAACGGCCGUUGAUGAAAAAUUAGUUAUUGCCUCGCCCACACACUCUGCAAGUAAAACAGCGCAAGACGCAAUUGUACAUGCAGGUAUGGCUGUACCUACAAUUUCAUCCGAAUCAGAAAUUUCGUUUGGUACUGAAGCAGAACCCAGUAAAGAAAUCUCCCUACCGGCAACAACGUAUACACAAAAUACACCACGCAAUAGUAACUCAGAAGAACAUAACAAUUAUACAAAUCACUUCUCAUCUGCUACAAAACAACGAACAGGCAUUACAUCUUCAGCAACGACACAGGACCAGCUAACAAAAAUACAUAAUAAACAACCUUUUUUGCAAAAGUUACCGUUAAUCGAUUCGAUUAGCGGUUUGGAAACUGAUGUAGCAACAAGAAGCCGCCGUAACACGAAGCGUAGUGAACGAGGAUGAAGUUAUUUUCGCAAAACAGCCCUUUAAUUCGAACGCAAGCCAAAUCUAUUCCAAAAUUAUUUUACUAUCUUACCGAAAAUUUUCGGCAAAACGAAUUUAUCAUAAUUCAUGUCGUUGGAGCUACUUCGAGAAACUUAUGUAUAUGAUAUCAUACGCACAUAAUUGAAAACUGUAUCGCAUUUAAUUUAACAUUGAUGAAUGCUACGAUAAAUUAUGAUAUUUUUGGGUUUUCACAAGCAAAAUUUUAAAGUCUAAAAAACGGAAUAACAUAAAGUACAGUACCCAAAGUAUUAAUCAUUAGUUAACACUCUUGGAUUGUUUCGACCAAACAAAUCAAUCGCUGUUUAAUUUUACUGUCAAUUUUAUGGAGAAAAAUAAUAGCAGUACAGCUUAGCCGUCUUAAAAAAAGAAGUCAGGUCAAAGAAAAAAGCAUGUCUUCAAUUCAAAAUUGAAAAUUCGAUUAAUUAUUGAACCACCUUUAAUAAUAUAUUUCAACGCUUUCAACAUUAACAAUAGUUGUAUGGCCUCCUAAGAAUUAACAUUAACAUUCUAAGAAUGAUUCCUCCUCAACUCCGCCUUCAGACAUAUAAACAAAUAAUAAACAGACGCAAUUAAACAAACGAAGAAGCUGAAAACCAAUUUUAAAGCCACAGGACAAAGUAUGUCAAACAUGUUUUGAAGUUUGUAAAUUAAUUUAAAAAAAAUCAUUAUCACAAACUGACAUUAGCAACAUAAUCGUUGACGUUGGUCUGGAUUAAGGUGAAAACUUAAAACAACUUCAAAAUGGAUAUGAUACACUGUUACGAGUGCUAGACACAUUUAUGUGUUUCAACAUACGUUUCAUAUAAGUUUGUUGGAAGCUAUAAACAGCGGAGGAUGUAUAAACAAGAAAACUAUUCUGGCAUACAUUUCAAUGAGUUGCGGAUUACAUUACUAUUACUAUGUGUUCGUUAGCUUGGUUAGUAGGCACCUGUACUAUCUUUCCACACAGUUGAAGUAUUUUUGCGCCAUUCGAAUAAAAAUAAAUAUAAAAAAGGAAUAGUUCCAGUAGGUAGUUUAACAAAUUGUGGCACAUCAGUCACUGUUUUCAACAAAUUGCUUGGUUCUAGUCAUGUACGGAAGGGAACUGUAACGAUAAUUAUUUAUUAGAGUUACGUAUUCUGAUUUUGUUUGUUAUUCAGUUAUUAAUCUAAGUUUGAAUGAUUGGAGACAACAUAUUUGCUAUCGAUAGAUACAAGCCAACCUUAUCCACACAAGUAUUCUAAAUAGACGAUUUUAGGCAGUACUAAUAUUUAUACUUUUCAAUAAUGACCCCUUUUCUAUUAUAAAUUAGAAAACUUAAAUGUCAGCCUAUCAGUGGAGCAUUAUUCAUCAUUCAGGUUGUAUUUUCCAUACCUAUUUGCCAACUGCCAAGAUUGGCCAUUUUGGAUUUCGCCAAAUGUGAACCAAAAAAAGAUACAUUUCAAAAUCGUUUUAUUUCGUUUUUUUUCUAUUUGAAAUGAAUUUCAGUGCUAUUAACACAUUUUGAAAUAUCGAUUUAAAAAAAUUUUAACCUUCUUGGACAAAAUAUUUAUGCAGUAGCUAAAAAACAUACAUAAGCUACAUACAUCGAACAUGCAACAAAACAAAUCGGCGUAUUUUUACUCUUUAAUCUUAAUCAACUAGUCUAGGCCAGCGAUGUCAAACUCAUAUGAGCCUGCGGGACAAAAUGCCACUGAAAAUAGUAGCACGGGUUGCAGCCUAGUUUUUUACAUGAUAUAUGAUAUGAUAUGAUGAUAUGAUACAAAAUCAGAUCAUUAACCGCUCUUUUUAUUUUGAGAUGAUAGUUCCGUUACUUAAGUUUAGCUGUAGCAGAUUACUUUCAAUUGGUCAUAGGCCUCUGAUAUUUCCAACAUUUGCAUCAUAGUUUUAUGGCAACUAACAAGUACGUAAAAAUAAUGUGCAAAAACUGGCUAUGACUAACGCGUUAGUUCCAAUACAAAGCAGUAAAUUUUGUAAUGAAAGGUACCAAUAUCAACCUUCAAUUUCAUUUUGAUUAUCAAUAUUUUUGAGCUGAAAUUAAAGUAGCGAAUUCUUACUUUUGAUGCUGUCUUAAGUCCGUAAAUUACAACAACUCGUUCAGUCCAGUUCAGAUCUUUACAGAGGAGAGGAAGAUGUCAUACAAGUCCUUAGUACCCGUUAUUCCCUUCCUGCCAAUCUUCAUAGAAAUCUUCAUUCAUUAUAGCGACCAAAAUCAGAGUCACCUGUAGUUUAUCUAAUCACAUUGGUCUUGAUAGCCUGAUGAAAGCCUGAUAGAGAUCGUUUGUAACAUUCUAUCAAAAGUAACACGUGUUUGUGCCGACGUCUUAUUUCUUCUGAUUUCUAAACAUUAUGCAGAAAUAUAAAUUUCUAUCUUUAGUUCGACCAAUUUAGUUUCAAUGUUCUAAGAAGGGUCAAACUUUUCCAAAACAAUAUACCAAAAAAGUGUCAAAGCUUGCGAUUUUAAUUCCUGUUGGUUGAUUUUGUUAAUUUUUACAAGUCUGUUUUCUAAUAGAAAUUGCUUAAUUGGACGCCAAGUGCCUUGAUUGAUGGCUUAACAAUAAAAAAGUAAUAUUCCUAAACGACAUACAUAUGAGUAAGACAUUCAGGAUUUUGUAUGAGGUUGAAACUAAACCGUGAGUUGUUUCUUUUAAGAAAUGUUUAUCAAAUAUUUGUUUGGCUAACAAAUUUAAUCAUCGGAAAGGGUAUAAAAUAAUUUUCAUUAAUUUCACUAAAAUUGUGCGGAAUUGAAUGCUCAGUUUCAUUAAAAUAACCAUGUUUGGUUUGAUGAUGAUGCAUGAUCUGAAAAUUCAUUGAGUAACCUUCUAAGUUGAAAAUCCUUUCAUAUUUUAAGAGUCCGAAAUUGACUGACAUAUACUAUAGAAGCUGAAAUAUUUCUUCAAAUAAAAUUUGGCUCAAGCAGUCGCGGGCAAAACCAAAAGAACUCGCUGGCCACAUUUGGCCCGCGGGCCACCAGUUUGACAUCUCUGGUCUAGGCUAAAAACUUAAGGCGUGUUUGCGUGGAAAUGAGUUUGGCGUGUGGUUUUUAUGAAGUGUUGACUUGAUUUAAGCCGUCAACUCCAUAUAACAAAACACUGGAAAGUGAAGCACCCCAUUAGUAACCGAACCAUGUUGUAACCACGCGGUCCUAAUAUUAUAUUAUUGGGUCAUCGAUACCGCACAAAAUGGCCAGCAUGGCUAGUUUGUAAGUUUUACUAAAUUUAUUUCCUAUUAUUGAAGAAAACAUAACAUUUACGAAAUCAAGUAUUUUAACAUUGUACGAAUGAGCCUUAGAGAAGAUGACAGAACGAUGUAUUUAGUGACGUCUUGGAAUGAAAUUUUCCGAAAAGACGAUGUUGAUAACGUGCAAACAUUAAUCGGUUCCAAUAUGCGAUAUGCAAGAGCUAACUGUAAUAUGAAAAGCAGUAAACCUCCGAUUGAAUUAAGCGGAUUUCACAUGAAAAAUCGUUUGGAAGAAUAAGACAACUAAGAACACGAUUAAGAUGAGUUUUACGAUAAAAAAUUUAACGGACUAAGCUAACAGCAGCAUUGAAUAACAAACAAUGACCAAUAGUUGCAUCAUCUGGUUUUUGUUUGACAAUAAUAUUUUGUAAUAAUAUGCAUAUUACAACGAAUGCGAUGUAAUACUAUAUUCCGUUCAAGUCAUCUAAAAUUCAUAUGAAUUAUCGUGCUACUUUGUGAAAAUGUGUGCAUAAUCCCAUUUUUUAUAGUUUGAAUUGAAAUAGGAACGUCGCAAGCAUUCAAGUAUUGUAAUGUGUUAUGCUUACGAGAGUAAGAACAUAUUUUAUACAUAGUACCAUAUGUGUUUAUUACGAUGAAGCUGCAACAAGUACUUGAGCGCCAGAAGAAUCUUCAGUGAAAAAAUAGCUAAAUGAAAAAAAAUGUAAUUAAUAGGGAAAUAGUUCUGCAAAUUAACUACAUCAAGCAUAACAAUUUUAAACUAAGUCUCUAAAAGAAGAUACUAAAGACGCCGCUAUAUACAAAUAAAGUGUAGUAUGUUGCAUAUUUCCUCGUAAGAUAGCGAUCCAAAAAGCGAAAUGAGCAACAUAAAUUUGAUAUACUUUUUCAUCAUGUUUCUGGUUAUUUAAGAUUUUUAUAUUGCAUGUUCGCAUUUCAAUGUUGUUAGUUUUGCUGUAUAUAGAGCUAUUAAAAUUAUCUUAAUUUGGCAUCACUUGUAAUCUAAAUUUUGAUCGUCGUUAAAAUCCUAAUGAACCAAUUGAAUGUGCAGAGAAUGAUAAAUAUGACAAACAUGAUUUUUUUCACAAACGAUAGUGAAAGCUAGUGAGUAUGUUUAAAGUGGGGAGAUAUAUGUAUUUGUAUGUCGUUAUAUGUUAUGUAUACCGAUAUAUCAAAUAUAAGGACUAUAUUAAGUAUACAUAAAUAGCUUAUAUAUUGUAACUUAUUAUGCUUAGUCUAGUUUAAAAAACUUUUAGAAUAGCUAAGAGAUUCUUAUGUACAUAGAUAGUAAACAACAAAGAAGGCAUAGAAAUUUAAUGAAUGGUAAGAAAAUUAAAGUAGUAGAAACUUAAACGAAUUGAAAAGUAGAAUGAAAAAUGUAACCAUAAGGAAAUUCACUGCAUUAGUUUAAAUUUUAUGAAACACACACACAUACACACACACACACACACACACACACACACACACACACUGCAAAAAUACAUAAGGACUUAGCAAAUCUACCAAAUAAACUCAAUUUGCCAUAAUAAAAUAAAAGCAACCAACGAUACAUGUUGUCAGAACUAAACAUCGAUUUAAAAUGAAAUCAGGUACCGGAAAUAACAAAACUAUUUAAAAAAUAAUGCAAACUCAAGCAUCAUAAAAGCAAUAAGCUAAACACGGAAUACUACCCACAAAUGCAAAGAAAUAAACCUCUUGUAUGACUGUCUAUAAUAAUGUGGGCAUUUUGAAGCAUUUCGAUAGCUGUCUAUACGCGUCAGCACACGCGCACACACACACACACCCGUAGAUCCAAAAGAAAAGAAGAUACAUUAAAUCGAUUGGUUUUUUUAUCAUAUAUUGUUUCAACUUCCAAUUUCGUUUACCGUUAUCCUUUACACAUUACUCACUAAUACGGCCUCAAUUGACCUUUUUUUUUGUUAAUAAUAAAAUCCUCUGUAACUAUGUACCAUGGUCGAUACAUGCUAUUUAAAAUAAUUUGUUUAUUUAUUAUUUUGUUUUUUUUUUUUUGUGUGUUAUGUUGCUGACAAAUACUAGAGCCACUAUAUUUGAACCAGCAGAAAAGGCACGCGCAGAAAUAUACGGCGAUCGGUGUGGGUGUAUAUAAAGGUAAAACCAUUAUUUUCCAAAUCAAUGUAAGCAAUGCAAUCGGCGUGGCACUAGAGUUUAAAUGUGUGUGAUGGAUUUGUUUUUAACAAUUAAGCCAACAAUCAAACCGAAAUAUGAAUAUAUUGUAAAAAAGGGAAUGUUAUGUUGCUAUCUUUCUUGCAUGACUCAUAUAAUAGUAGAUGUUUGUCUACGUAUUAUGACUGACUAUAUGUUGCAGAUUACUAACAAUCUGAUUGUUUUUUUCACUUCCCAAACUAUAAAUAUGUAGUUUUAUUUCAUUUAUUGACAACCUAUUAAACUACGGAACCAACUAACAAUUUGAAUUGUAUGAAAUUUGGUUUAAAUUCGAUGUUAUGAUUGUACAAAACAAUUAAAACAGCCACUACUAUGAAACGAAAAUCUCGCACAACUGAUGUGAAAGCCAAACUGGAAUACUUUAAUUGGGAAAGAAUAUUGAAAUUACCGUACGUUGGGAAACCGCGUACCAUAUAUUGCAAAAAAAGGAUAGGAAA
Messenger RNA from Anopheles merus, 9982 nucleotides. Its product is annotated as protein kinase C-binding protein NELL2-like. Lineage: Eukaryota; Metazoa; Arthropoda; Insecta; Diptera; Culicidae. The transcript has 15 exons. Gene Ontology annotation, molecular function: calcium ion binding; protein binding. The coding region runs from base 864 to 4145 and encodes 1093 amino acids. The record is from RefSeq and is a predicted model, not a curated record.